This is a messenger RNA of Cheilinus undulatus (humphead wrasse), 3034 nucleotides long. It is a transcript of the gene chmp4ba, whose product is annotated as charged multivesicular body protein 4Ba. The record is from RefSeq and is a predicted model, not a curated record. Bases 172 to 849 code for a protein of 225 amino acids. NCBI's taxonomy places the organism in Eukaryota, Metazoa, Chordata, Actinopteri, Labriformes, Labridae. The transcript is spliced from 5 exons. Gene Ontology annotation, cellular component: cytoplasmic side of plasma membrane; multivesicular body; ESCRT III complex. Gene Ontology annotation, biological process: vesicle budding from membrane; late endosome to vacuole transport via multivesicular body sorting pathway.
GGAAGAAGAGACAAAAACAACAACAGCAGCCGUAGCAGUAGCAGCUCGGAGACGGUAGUUAACCAGAGAGACGGAGAACAGUUCCAAUUUAACGGUUGCCUGUUCGGAAUAGCAACAAACGAGGUGUGUUACCGGUUAAUCUAGUCGUUAUUGUUUACAUUUAGCACCAGAAUGUCCGGUGGGGGUUUAUUCGCUAAGAUAUUCGGUAGCGGGGGUAAGGGUGGGAAAGCGCCGACACCCCAGGAGGCUAUCCAGAAACUCCGGGAGACCGAGGAGAUGUUGGCCAAAAAGCAGGACUUCUUAGAGAAGAAGAUCGACCAGGAGCUCAUGACGGCGAAGAAGAACGGCACGAAAAAUAAACGAGCGGCUCUGCAGGCCUUGAAGAGGAAAAAGCGUUAUGAGAAGCAGCUGGCUCAGAUUGACGGCACAUUGUCUACCAUUGAGUUCCAGAGGGAGGCGCUAGAGAACGCAAACACCAACACAGAAGUCCUGAAGAAUAUGGGCUACGCUGCCAAGGCCAUGAAGGCGGCUCAUGAAAACAUGGAUAUAGACAAAGUAGACGAUCUCAUGGCUGAAAUCACAGAACAGCAGGAAGUAGCUCAAGAAAUCUCAGAUGUCAUUUCCAGACCGGUCGGUUUUGGAGAGGAUUAUGACGAGGAUGAGCUUAUGGCUGAGCUGGAGGAGCUGGAACAGGAAGAGCUGGACCAGAACCUUCUGGAAAUCGAGGGACCAGCGGACGUUCCUCUACCAAGCGUACCGUCUACAUCACUACCAUCUAGACCAGCCAAGAAGAAGGAAGAAGAAGACGAGGCUGACAUGGCGGACCUGGAAGCCUGGGCCGCUAACUAAGCUACCCACUGCCCCUCUCCUGCCUGUCUCUGUGCUCCCAGGCUUCUCUCAGACAUCUGGAAGAGAGACAGGGACUCUGGGCUGCUGGCAUGCUGCUCUGUCUUAAAGCCUACGUCCCAACAUCUAACCUCACCCUCAUCCUGAAGUAUGCACUUGUGCACAAAUUCACUGACUCAAAAUGAAACGGACCCAGGCUGUUCUCCUCUAGUUCAUGUUCUGUUUUCUUUGCUUUGGCUGCACACUCCUCUGUUUCUAAAGGGCAUGAAGUAAAAGUCAUGCCCUGGCAGCCUGUGGUUCCUGUGUCGAACGUCUCUUUAAGAGUGCAUGAACAAGCACUUAAGUCAGGAGGGUGCAAGUGCAUACUUCCAGGGCAGGGUGAGUGGAGGAACAGGGAAAGGCUUGUUUCUGAGAGGAAUGUGAAGAAUCGACAAAUGUUUUGGGGGAAAAAACAGAAUGACUCAGCCAUUUUUCUGCUUCCUGCGUCUUCAUCUCUCUGCUCUUCUGUGAUGAAGACAACAUCCAAUCAUCCACAGCUUCUCUGAGAAACCUCGACUACAGAAAAGGAAGAUAAAUUAUGAAAUAUGUAGGAUUUUCUCAGUGAAAUGUCACCGUUAAUCUGCAGCUAGGCUAGGUUAAAUCUUAUAGUUAGGAAAACGUCCUGUGAUGGCAGGUUUUCAUUGGUUUGGUUUUCCGUCAGCCUCGAGAAGGAAAAGACAGAUAUGACUGCAGAUGUUUUUGGCCAGAAAUUAGACAAACACUCUUAACAGUGUGUCCUAACCACAUGCAAAGCAAGCAAGCAUUAGCUACAACUAACAACUCAGUUUAAUUCAGAUGCUUCGUAUUAGUCUGCUCUAACAGCAUGCAGAUGAUGCGGUACUACUUUUUUACUCCAACUUGCACUAACAUGGAGGCAAAAUUAUUCAACUAAGCACCAAUAAUAAGGAUGCACAGAUGCCUCGGUGUAACAUCAGUGACAGCGUUUCUACGCACGUUUGUUGUUACUAAAUAAUAUGGGCAUGCACAAAUGUCAGUCAGUCAGACUGCACCAAGUUAAAGCUGAGAUUCAGCAUGCCUAACAGCUGCUUUAUUUUUGUGCAAAGAUGUGAUCUGUUGGACAAACUCUGGUCAGACCAGAGGGAUGUUGACAUCCUGGGAGCGUUCUACCAAAAGCUAAUGAAACAGUAAGUCAGCACUGCUAACAGCCUUCAGCUUAGUUCUGUUUUGCAAACAUCAGAUUUUUAUUUUACAAUUGCUGCAUCUCUAAUUAGUGCAAAGCACCCAACAAUAUUUCUGCACAUUCAAAAUAAAAGCACCAUAUUUUUAGGGAUAAACACUUUUACAGGACAGAGAGUUAAAUAUUAAAUUGAUGCAAUGUGGACAGCGAGGGUCCAAUACUGCAGAAUGCAGCGCAGCGUCAGAUGCUUGUGUGCUGUGAGGACAGGCUGUAAGAUGUUUUUGCAGUGUAGUUGUCAUUUAAGUAGAUUGCAGUUCACAGUUUGGAAAAAUGAGCCUAACUUUGUAUGGAAGAAAUGCUAAACUAGCGGCUUAGACCAAUAGGAACAUUUUUUACAAGGUUUUAGACCAGCGAGCAGUCGGCCACACUUCUUAACAAAGGGGCUCCUUUACUAACCAAAGUUGCUCUUACAUGUUAUUUAAGUCCAGUUAUAAUAUUCAGAUGUUAUUUUAGCAUUGUUAGACCUCCAUUAUGGCUGCACAGGACAUUGAGUUUACUUUGAAAUAAGCCUGAAACUUCUUUGAAACUGUCAGUUUAACAGUGACGUGGCCUGAGAAAGUCCUACGCUGUUUGAAUUUAAAGAGAAUGCCUGUGAGCGUGAGUGUGUGUGAUAUUUUUGCAGCCUUUGGACACAGUGACCUCUCGUGAAUAUUUAGUCAGACCAGGACGGUGAGCUGGAUUUUUUCCCAUUGAAUCAGCUGUUGAGCAAAACCAUAAAGAGAGGAACAUGUUGAAUGUUCGUCUUUGUGAUAAAAUAAUAUUGUCUUCUGUUUUGGCUUCAUCUACACUACCCUCCAUCUAUUCUCUGACACGUUUAUGCAUGGAAGGAUUUGAGUUCAUCCAUCAAACACUGAUGAAUUGUAUCAAAAUGAUAACCCGAGUCUUUAAAUAAAAGAAACAGAUGAAUAAAUAGCUUGGUUUUGCCUGUUUCUGUUUGAAAAAUCUCCUUAA